This is a messenger RNA of Podospora pseudocomata, 2788 nucleotides long. RefSeq names its product Transcription factor mbp1 (gene MBP1). The coding region runs from base 373 to 2508 and encodes 711 amino acids. Gene Ontology annotation, cellular component: SBF transcription complex; MBF transcription complex. Gene Ontology annotation, molecular function: protein binding; transcription regulator activity; DNA binding. The record is from RefSeq and is a predicted model, not a curated record. The transcript has 3 exons. NCBI's taxonomy places the organism in Eukaryota, Fungi, Ascomycota, Sordariomycetes, Sordariales, Podosporaceae.
CCGCGUCUCGCUUUCCCCCACAGCCUCGGACAAGGUCAAGCAACCGCGUCUUUUCGUGACUUCCGCGUCUGCAACCGCGACAGCAAUUAAGCAGCGACCAUCGACGACGACGACUGCUUGAGGGGAUAGUUUUGGCGUCGUUCCAUUCAAUUGUUUUCUUGUCGCCGACCAUUUCAUUUUGCGCAGCCUAGUCGGCUUCUCUCAGCCUCCAGGUUCCAGUCGGUUGCCGCCGUCCUGUUGGAAAAAAACUGGCCCAUUGGACAGCCGAGAAACGGACGACUUUCUUAAACUCCCAAAAACCCCCAACGCCAGUCUCACAGCCUUUCUUGAACAAAGCCUUUCUGCUCGCAAAAUCUCGAACAGCUCUGCAAGAUGGCCAAGGGCGCUGCCCCGGCCGGGGUAUACAGCGCGACAUAUAGUGGUGUACCCGUCUACGAGUUUCAGUUUGGGACCGAUCUCAAGGAACAUGUUAUGCGCCGGCGUGCCGACAACUGGGUGAAUGCGACACACAUCCUGAAGGCUGCCGGUUUUGACAAGCCUGCCCGAACGAGAAUUCUGGAGCGUGAAGUUCAAAAGGAGGAGCAUGAAAAAGUCCAGGGUGGCUACGGAAAAUACCAAGGCACAUGGAUUCCUCUCGAACAAGGCGAGGCGCUUGCCCAGCGAAACAACAUCUACGAACGCUUACGGCCCAUCUUUGAGUAUGAGCCUGGGAGUGAGAGCCCUCCUCCCGCACCAAGACAUGCGAGCAAGCCAAAGGCCCCAAAGGCCAAGCCUGCCGUUCCAAAAUGGGGCAGCAAGUCUCAAAACAGGAAGAGUAGUCUGUCGCAGCCCGCUGUGUUCUCACACAGUCACGUCCAACAAGGUGUUCCCAUCCAAGAAGAAUACGAGAGUGUUGCUUCUCAGAUGCACGAAGACGACACCCCCGACAACAUGACUGUUGCCUCGGCCUCGUACAUGGCUGAGGACGAUCGAGCAUACGACAUGUCGCACUUCUCCACCGGCCACAGGAAGCGCAAGAGAGAGGAGGAGAUGCGGGACAUGACGGCGCAACAACAUGCCAUGUACGGGGAUGAGCUGCUUGACUACUUUUUGCUGUCUACAAACCAACAGGCUGCCAUUCGUCCUGAUCCCCCAACCAACUUUCAGCCGGACUGGCCCAUCGACACUGACAGGCAUACGUCGCUCCAUUGGGCUUCGGCCAUGGGCGAUACCGAUGUCAUCAAACAGCUAAAGCGGUUUGAUGCCAAUCUCAUGGCUCAGAAUAUCAGGGGGGAGACGCCAUUAAUGUGGGCGGUGAACUUUACGAAUUGCUACAUGAAGAAAACGUUUCCUACCGUUCUCAACGAGCUAUUCAAAUCGGUGGAUGCAAGAGAUCACUCUGGGUGCACUGUCAUUCACCAUGCGGCGGUUAUGAAGCGAGGACGGGUACAAAGCUCAACCUGUGCUCGGUAUUAUCUGGACAUCAUCCUGAACAAACUGGUAGAAGUUCGUCAGCCAGAGGAGGUACAGGCGCUGCUCGAUGCUCAGGAUGAAGAGGGCAAUACGGCGUUGCAUCUGGCGGCCAGAGUCAACGCCAGGAAAUGCAUCAGAUCGCUUCUCGGCCGUGGAGCAGCAACCGACAUCGAAAACAAUGAGGGCGUGAGAGCGGAGGAUUUGAUCAAAGAAAUCAACACCACCCGUUCUCUUGCCCGGACCGGGCCACAGCGCUCCUCGAGUCCGUUCGCCCCUGAGACAGCCCGGCGCAACGGCUUUCGGGAUGCCCUUGGAGAAGACCCAACGAGCAAGUUACAGUUGUCAUACCAGAGUGAGGCAGCCAACACGGUGCAAUCGCGCAUCACGCCGCUCGUGCUCCAGAAACUUCAAGAUUUGUCUCAAAGCUACGACAGCGAGUUCAACGAGACGGACGAAGCCGAAAAGGAAGCCAGACACAUCCUGGCCAACACCCAAGCUGAGCUCAACAACCUCCGAGCCAGCAUCGCCGAGCUCGAGUCCAGGAUCGAAGCCGACGACCAAGCCAGCAAGACGGAGGAAGAGGUGGCCGCCGCCAAGAAGCAAGUCCUUGCUCUCUUUCGCCGGCAGACGCAGCUCGCCAUUGAAAAGGCCACUGAACAGAACCUCGCCUCUGUUACCAAUGGCCAGCAGCAAGAGGAAGAAGACGACUCACCGGAAGAGCGGCUCAAGCUCGCGGCGCAACUCCAUGCCAUGUUGGUCGAGCAGGAAGCCGCCGAGGUGGAGUACGUCGAGGCGAGGGGCAUGCUUGGGACGGGCAAGAAGAUUGAUCAGUACAGGCACUUGCUCUGCAGCUGCUUGCCGCCCGAGGACCAGGACAUGUUGGACCAGAACCUGGAGGACAUGAUCUCCAUGAUGGAGGAUGAGGCGGAGAGCAACAGUGCCGCUUUAUUGCCGCCAGGGACGAACCCGGAUGGGGUCAUGGAGGGGAUGGGCAAGCUGGGUGGGAUGGCGCUGGCGAUGGCGGAGGCGGCUGAGCCAAUGGAGAUUACUGGGUGAGGCUACGAAGUUGGUUGCAUGUCGGAACAUAAGCUGUUGUCGUAUCAUGGCGGAUGCGGUUUCUUUUUCUUUUUCUCGGGCACUUGGCAUUCACUCUCUGCUUGAGGUGUCUGGCAUUUUCUUUUUCUUUGGGCUGUUUGGGGCGGGGCGUUGUCAGGAAAUGGAUGGAUGGGGUCACUGGGCAUGUUCAGAGUUUUCACUGUUCUUAUUUUUUUUUUUUUUGCUUAUUGUUUCUGCAGUAAUCUUGACGGGGGUAAAGUGGCGGAAUAUAUUCCGGCCG